AGUGUAAUCGCAACACGACAACCAUAACAAUUAGUCAGACCGUGAGAGGGUACAGCCUGCAGGUCAGCCUUCACUUUAAGACCGUGAGAGGGUACAGCCUGGUCAGUCUUCACUUCUGAGAUCUCACAUACAGCGAUACGACUUCGGAUUAGGGUAAUGAUCAUCUGAAAGGCCUACCCAUUAAAUCCCACGAUGAGCUGUUCACAGGAAUUCCCCUACUCGGCAGUGUUGUAUUCAGAGCUGGGAGGAGAGACGGGGACAAUAGCUGUCACUGCCAUAGCCUGUGUCCUUUCAUUUAUUACACUUGUCAUUUUCCUCGAAGAGGUUUGGUUCUUUUUCAAACAAUAUAAUGACAAGAAAACGAGACCUAAGAUUUUAUGUCUUCUGGCUGUAUACCCGAUCAUAUCAUGUAAUGCAUUGCUGAGUCUUCUGAUUCCCAAGGCCACACCUAUAGCGGAAUUCCUAAGUGCACUGUUCCUGUCGUUUUGCAUCCUACAGUUCAUCAGACUUGUUGUCGACUAUUUUGGCGGUACCACUGCCAUGAUACAAGCUUUUGAGAACGAAACAAUAUCCUUCCGGACGCCGCCAUGUUGUUGUUGUUGUUGCUGCCUUUCCAACGUUAAACUCACACGAAAAACGUUACAGAUGAUCAAGAUCAUGGUGAUGCAGCUGUGUUUGGUCCGUCCAGGAAUCCUGUAUGUGUUGAGUAUACUACACAGUGAUGGCCGUUAUCACCUGGACCAGAGUUCAGAACCAACAGAAAUUUUUUUAUGGCUGAAAAUUAUCUCUGCAAUUUCUACGAUAUUCGCUAUAUACGGACUCAUUGUGACCUUCUUUGCCGCCAAACGGAAGUUAACACAACCGAGGUUGCCCUUAAAAGCUGCCUCACUUAAACUGACACUUCUCGUGUUUGACAUACAGCUUACCAUAAUAUCUACCCUGGCUAAAUACGAGAAGAUUCCGUGUGAGGGAAGUCGCGGUUCAUUUGUGAGGGCAUCAAGUAUCCACAACUUCAUGCUUGUCAUAGAGAUAUUCUUACUGGCGGUAAUGGCCCGAUUUGCAUAUCGAAUCAAGCACCAACCAGCGAUCUCAAGCUAUACAAAAGAACUUAAAGAGAUGAAUGUGUAAACUGUGACUAGAAACACAACGGGAGAUGGACACAUCCUUCCAGAGUGACUUCGUACCCAACUGUUUACACCGACACGUGCCUCAUAUAUCAUACUAUCUCUGAUGUCUUAACUCUUUAUUGUGGACGAAAAAUCCCUAGUCUUAAUGACUUGUUGUAGUUUCAUCCUUGGAUUGAUGUAGUUACCUGUAUAUUGUUGACGAAAUAUUCCUAAUUAACGACAUGUUAUAAUUUCCCUUAGUGUUGAUGAAGUUACAAUGUACCUGUAUAUUGUUGACGAAAUAUUCCUAAUUAACGACAUGUUAUAAUUUAGUUUCCCUUAGUGUUGAUGAAGUUACAAUGUACCUGUAUAUUGUUGACGAAAUAUUCCUAAUUAAUGACAUGUUAUAAUUUCCCUUAGUGUUGAUGUAGUUACCUGUAUAUUGUUGACGGACUAUUAUUUUCAUUUAAACUUAAUCUGCAAUCAUUAGUUUCGCUGUUAUAGCCUUAUAGUGAUAUAGCUGUAUGUAGUUAUCUUUUAUUGUUAAUGCUAUUUUAAGCUACAUGUGUUAUAGUUAUUGCUAUUAACGGUUUCAUGAUUAACCAGAGUUGUUUUUAUUCUGAUAGUUAUUUUUACGUUUUUACUCCUUUCCACAAUACUCUAAAUAUUUUUACUACUUAUCAUUAUCAAUUUUCAACGAAUAUAUAAACAUAUUAAACAAUACGUGAAUAUUGAAGUCCGUCAAUACUUUUCUGAUAGUAUUGUCUUUAUCAAUACAUAUUUACAUGGCCUUUUUAUUACUCUGUAUUUCUUUUACAUUUUGAUACGGCUUGUAAUCAUAUGUGCAAUCUUUACUCAUUAUUCUUGGACUGACUGUACUAUGUUUUAACCACUUUACACCAAAACCGUAUAAUUACAGCUGUACCGGUCUCGACACAUUAUGAUGUCCUUUUGAUCGGUCUCUCGGGCAUUGUCCGGUUAAUAAAGGUCUUAGCUAUCCAGCCUCGUACCUUAUUAUCCAUAUGUUAUCGUUAUGUUCAUGUAUUUAUACGAUAGACAGGGUAAAUAUGUUUAUCUGAUUGCUUUAUGUUCCUAAAUGUUGACCCUUUCGUCGAAUGGAAAACAGUUCAGGAUGCGUGCAAUAUUUAUAUCUACAAAAUUGUUAUGCAGUAUUUUUGUCUACUUUGGAAAAAUGUUCAAAAUAUCAAUGCUGAUUAGAAUACCAAACAGUAUACACAUAUACACUAAUUUGUGGUAAUCAUUGAUCAACUUUUAACGUGCUAGAUAAUAUCAAUAUCUUAUUUAUUGGCCUUCUGACUACAGUGGAGAGGGGUGAAGGUAAUGUAGACUAUAACACAUGCUUAAAGAUAAUCCACCAGAUGAACUCCUUUAGUCGGGAAACAUUAUUCACAAGGAAAUUCGAAAUUUGUAAUAUUUGAUGAUCAAAUCAAUACAACGAAUCACUUUUGUUAUUUGUCCUUUUGUCUGUACAUGCACAUUUUAUACUUUCAAUCAGUGUUAUAUAAUGCGUUCGUUUUAGUAUUCUGCGUGUAGAUUGGGAAUGACCUAGUAUUUCAAACAAGGUAAUGGUCAUAGAAAGUUAGUAAAUUUUAUAUUGUAAAUCCUAGCUCAUGUAUAUUGUAGUAGAAUCCGUUCUAUGGUAUUAGGAUAUACUUUAUGUGUUAUCUAGUAAAAUCCGUUCUAUUGUAUAAGGAUAUACUGUAUAUGUUAUCUAGUAGAAUCCGUUCUAUUGUAUAAGGAUAUACUGUAUAUAUUAAGUAGAAUCCGUUCUUUGGUAUUAGGAUAUACUGUCUGUGUUAUCUAGAAGAAUCCGUUCUAUGAUAUAAGUUUAUACUGUAUAUAUUUAGUAGAAUCCGUUCAAUUCAUCGUCUACACUGUUUAUAAUAUACAUAUGUGUAUGGCAAGCCAAGUUGUCAUUUAUUCGUGGAGUAAUGUUUAUGCAGUAUUUUACCAAAUUAUGUAAGAUAUCUUAUAUGUUUAUAAUAUAUUUUAUAAAUUAUAUAAGAUAUCUCAUAAAAGAUAUAAAAUAUCUUAUACAGAAAAGUUUAUAAGAUAUCUCUAUAAAGAACGAGACUUUCGUGAGACCGGCAAAACCUAAAAGUACGAGAAUGACUGCUCCCUCUGUAAGGUAACUUCCGUUUUGUUGGAAGGCAUGCUGAACAUACGGAGCAGAUAUGGCAAUUAUAAAUCUGUUUCAAACCAUUAUAUGUAGUUUCAGCUUCAUCUCGGCUACUUCAUCGAGUCGAGGAGAGUUCAUUAUCUCAAAUUCAAAUCUCGUUCUUUAUAAGAUAUCUUAUAUAAUUUCCUUUAUAAGAUAUCUUAUUCAAUUUUCUUAAUAAUAUAUCUUGUAUCUUUUAUGAAAGAAAAGUAUAUAAGAUAUCUUAUAUAAUUCUAUUCUAACGACAAAAGUAUCCAUUAUUGGAUUUAAAAUGUUGAAUUAUACAUCGCAAUAUUUUAUCUUGAACUUUGAACUGUUUCACUGUUAUAUACAUACGCUUGUUUUCCUUACAUUUAUAUACGGAGAUGAAUAGACGAACUUAUUUUCUAUAAGUAAAGGAUCGACAAACA
Molecule: messenger RNA, 3695 nt
Organism: Pecten maximus
Lineage: Eukaryota; Metazoa; Mollusca; Bivalvia; Pectinida; Pectinidae
Product: organic solute transporter subunit alpha-like
Exons: 9
Coding region: 193-1128 (311 amino acids)
Biological process (GO): transport
Molecular function (GO): transporter activity
Source: RefSeq, a predicted model, not a curated record